Molecule: messenger RNA, 1020 nt
Organism: Octopus sinensis (East Asian common octopus)
Lineage: Eukaryota; Metazoa; Mollusca; Cephalopoda; Octopoda; Octopodidae
Product: polycystic kidney disease 2-like 1 protein
Biological process (GO): transmembrane transport; detection of mechanical stimulus; monoatomic ion transport
Cellular component (GO): membrane
Molecular function (GO): calcium channel activity
Source: RefSeq, a predicted model, not a curated record
AUGGAAGGACUAUUUGAGGACAAAUUAUACAACCAGCGUCCCCUCACAGAGUCGGAAAAGGGAUAUAUCCUCAGCGAAAAUGUCUUGAUUGGACUAGCUCGACUGAGGCAGCUUCGAAGACAGAAUUACUCCUGUGCAGGAAGAGCUGGAUUUUGGAGUUACUUUGAGAAUUGUCUGCAGGAAUAUAGCCUUUCUAGUGAAAACCGACAGCCUUUCGGCCUACAGAAAGAAACUGCGUUUGUGUCUGUCAAUAAAAAUAGAUGGAUCUACCAAACCUCCGAAAUUCUGGGCGGAUUGGCAACCUCGGGGACGAUCGUGAAAUUUAGUGGAGGGGGAUACGUCCAGGACUUGUCCUCCACCAAAGUUGAGUCAAUGAAGCUUAUAACUUCCUUGGAAAAAAAUUCCUGGAUAGACCGACUGACUGCGGGUGUUUUGAUAGAGUUUACAAUAUACAACGCAAACAUUAACCUGUUUUCUGCCGCCGUGUUCGACGAUUUGGUGGCCAUAAACCUGUUCGUAAUUUGGAUAAAAGUAUUUCCUAAACUGAGCGCAGUUUUCAAAUAUGUCAGCUUCAACAAAACUCUGGCCCAGUUCUCCGAGACCAUUUCCCGCGGAGCCAAGGACAUUGUCGGGUUUUUUGCCAUGUUCUUCAUUGUUUUUGGAGCCUUCGCACAACUUGCAUAUUUACUUUUUGGCUCUAAGUUGGAGACCUUCAAGUUUACUCAAUUCAGAGUCAUCCUCGGGGACUUUAACUACUAUGAACUAGAGUCGGCCAAUCGAGUUUUGGGACCAAUCUAUUUCUUCCUUUACGUGUUUUUUGUGUUUUAUAUUCUGCUGAAUAUGUUUUUGGCAAUUAUCAACGACUCUUAUCAGGAAGUCAAGGACGAAAGCGGUGAUAAAACAAACGAUUUUGAAAUCGGAAAACUCAUCCGACAAGUCCUUAAUUCACUCCUAACUUGUAGAAAUACCGCCAACUCCUCAGUCGCUUUCAGAACGGGACCAAUCACAUGCUCCACUUAA